Molecule: messenger RNA, 810 nt
Organism: Nannizzia gypsea CBS 118893
Lineage: Eukaryota; Fungi; Ascomycota; Eurotiomycetes; Onygenales; Arthrodermataceae
Product: aquaporin-1
Exons: 3
Coding region: 1-810 (269 amino acids)
Biological process (GO): transmembrane transport
Cellular component (GO): plasma membrane
Molecular function (GO): water channel activity
Source: RefSeq, a predicted model, not a curated record
AUGGGUCCCUUACCAUCUCUUUUCACCUCCGAAUCGAACGAUUCCUUCAAGAAGUCGUCUGUGGCUACCCUUGGGGAAUUCGUUGGGACCUUCAUGUUCCUCUUCCUCUCUUAUGCAGGAUGUCAAAUUGCCAAUAUGUCCGUGGAUCCCCAGAACGCUGGACCUGAACCUAACCCUACCGUUUUGAUAUACAUAUCACUUUCCUUUGCUACCGCCCUUGCAAUCAAUGUUUGGGUAUUCUACAGGAUCACAGGAGGGAUGUUUAACCCCGCGGUAUCCCUGGCCCUCGCCUUAGUCGGAGCUAUCAGCCCUAUCCGAGCAGUAAUGGUAUCUGUUGCCCAGGUUGUUGCUGGAAUUGCUGCUGCCGGGGUGGUCUCCGCGUUAUUCCCUGGACCACUGGUUGUUCAAACUAAGCUCAGUGGUGGGACAACAGUCGCCCAGGGGCUGUUCAUCGAGAUGUUCCUAACCGCGGAGCUCAUAAUCACGAUCCUCAUGCUAGCUGUUGUCAAACACCGUGCGACCUUCCUUGCGCCGCUGGGUAUUGGUUUGGCUCUUUUCAUAGCACAGCUUACCGGUGUCUACUUCACUGGCGGAUCUCUCAACCCUGCCCGUUCCUUCGGCCCAGAUGUUAUUGUAGGAGGAUUCCCUGGAUACCACUGGAUUUACUGGGUCGGCCCCUUGCUUGGCUCUUUGCUAGCAACUGGCUUUUAUCAGGCUCUCAAUUAUCUGCGCUAUCAGAACGUCAACCCUGGACAGGAUUUUGACGGUAUUGGAUCAGAACUCAUGGGAAAUCCUGAACAUACCGAGUAA